This is a messenger RNA of Penicillium soppii, 945 nucleotides long. Its product is annotated as DSC3 family protein. Gene Ontology annotation, cellular component: Dsc E3 ubiquitin ligase complex; endoplasmic reticulum. Gene Ontology annotation, molecular function: protein binding. Gene Ontology annotation, biological process: protein processing. The record is from RefSeq and is a predicted model, not a curated record. NCBI's taxonomy places the organism in Eukaryota, Fungi, Ascomycota, Eurotiomycetes, Eurotiales, Aspergillaceae. The transcript has a single exon. The coding region runs from base 1 to 945 and encodes 314 amino acids.
AUGUCCUCGCCCUUUCUAUCUCCCUAUGCAACGAGCGAUCAACCCAACCCACUCCUCAUAGCCGUCCGCUUCUCCGCCUCAAUACCAGACCUCCAACUCGAGAUCUCAGACCCCGAAACCACAACUGGCGCAGGUCUAAAACAACUAAUCCGCACCGACCUACCAGAAGACCUCUCAUCCCAUCGCCUCCGCCUCAUCUACGCCGGCCGCGGCUUAGAAGACACAGCCGCCUUAUCAAUCUCACUUAAGCUCCCACCCUCCCCAUCCCGAACUCCUCACCCCGCAGACCCCGACCCCUCAGACAAUGGAAAAGGCAAGCAAGCAGUGCGCGACGCCCGCCCACGCCUCUACAUCCACUGCUCGAUCGGCGACGUUGCGCUCUCAGAAACAGACCUAGCAAGCGAAGCAAGCGUCUCAUCUACGAUCCUCCUACAGCAGAAGAAGCAGAAAUCCCACCCCUCAAUAACCACCAACGAACGCUCGCCUCUCUUCCCACCCGGUCCCAGUCCCGGUCAUGUCCAGCCCCCGCCUCAGACAACGCCUGCGCCCCGCGGCUUCGACCGCCUCCUCUCGGCGGGCUUCACGGCUGCCGAGGUCACCGCCCUGCGCUCCCAGUUCCUGGCCAUGCAGUCUGUUUCCCGCACGCGGGAUACUAUGCCCAGUGGUGAGCAGCUGAGGGAUAUGGAGGAUCGGUGGAUGGAUGAGGGGUCGACGGCUGUGCAGGCGCAGGUUGAGGGGGGUGAUGAUGAUGGGGCGGUUGGGACUGGGUCGCGUGGGGCGAUAGAUGAUAUGCUGUGGGGGGCUGUCAUGGGAUUCUUUUGGCCUGUUGGGUGUGCUAUGUGGUUGCGAAGGGAGGAGGGGGUUUGGAGUUGGAGGAAAGGGGUUGCUGUUUUUGUGGGUGUCAUAUUAAAUGCUAUGUUUGGGGCGAUGAGGAUUAUGGGUUAG